Hevea brasiliensis (rubber tree) is the source of this 2290-nucleotide messenger RNA. RefSeq names its product GPN-loop GTPase 3. NCBI's taxonomy places the organism in Eukaryota, Viridiplantae, Streptophyta, Magnoliopsida, Malpighiales, Euphorbiaceae. Gene Ontology annotation, molecular function: GTPase activity. The coding region runs from base 568 to 1281 and encodes 237 amino acids. The transcript is spliced from 9 exons. The record is from RefSeq and is a predicted model, not a curated record.
CUCCUAAACGCUUCCUGCUUUAGCAUUCCAUCUUCAUCUUAAACCCUAGUAUUCCCCAUCUACAAUUUUCUUGCUUUCCUUAGGUAACCUCUACUCAAGCUUCGAUGUCUAAUGUUUUUUCUCUGUUGAUUGAUGGCAAUUUCGUUUUAAUUGUCUAUAAUUUUACGCUUUUUACCCUCUUUAAUCUGAACUAAGGCAUUUUAAUGUUUUCGUUGAAUUUGAAUAGUCGGGAUCAUAUCUGCGAGGCUUGGUGUUUGAAUUAGGAUUUUACAGUUGCAACACCAAAACGAUUGCGUUUAGUACAUAUUAAGAGUAAUUUCAUUGGAAGAGCGUUUGGUGGAAAAUUGGAAAUCAAUUUUAUAUUUGUUAUUAAUGAUAUAUCAGAUUCUUGAUAUUUUGCGUCUCCCUCAGCGCUGUUAAUGGCUUCCUCUCAUGCCCUGAAAUUGUUUUGUGCCGUUGGUGUUUGGUGUACUGCUUAUAUUACAGUUGCAAUCGUCUCCUAUUUCCGAGUCCUCAGCUCUCUGUGUGCCUUCUGAUUAGCGCAGCUAUCAGUUUGAAGAGGCUAUAAUGGGCUAUGCACAACUUGUAAUUGGCCCUGCAGGCAGUGGGAAGUCCACUUAUUGCUCUAGUUUGUACCAACACUGUGAAAUAGUUGGGCGGUCAAUACACAUUGUGAACCUAGAUCCUGCUGCAGAACAUUUUGACUAUCCUGUGGCUAUGGAUAUCAGGGAACUCAUUUCUUUGGAUGACGUUAUGGAGGAGCUUGGUCUUGGUCCCAAUGGAGCUCUUAUUUAUUGCAUGGAAGAGCUUGAAGACAAUCUGGAUGACUGGUUGACGGAAGAGCUGGAUAAUUACAGGGAUGAUGACUAUCUAGUUUUUGACUGCCCAGGCCAGAUAGAACUUUUUUCACAUGUGCCGGUGCUUCGAAACUUUGUGAAGCAUUUGAAGCGUAAAAAUUUCAAUGUCUGUGCUGUGUACUUAAUUGACUCACAGUUCAUCACGGAUGUGACCAAGUUUAUAAGUGGAUGUAUGGCAUCUCUUUCUGCAAUGGUACAACUUGAAUUGCCUCAUGUUAAUGUCCUCUCCAAAAUGGACCUCGUAACCAACAAAAAGGAUAUUGAAGAUUACUUGAAUCCGGAGCCUCGUGCUUUGUUGUCAGAACUGAAUCAGCGCAUGGCCCCUCAGUUUUUGAAGCUAAAUAAAGCUUUGAUUGAACUUGUGGAUGAGUAUAGCAUGGUGAAUUUUGUGCCGCUUGACCUGAAGAAGGAGAGCAGAUGGUAGAGAUUUCAUGAAAUGGGUUAAAAUUAUAAGCCUAGGGCCAAAAACACACUCUAAGAAGCAGGCCUCAUAUCACUGAACAGAGAAAAAAAUUACACCAGGCCCCCAUCAAGCUAGCUUACUACCAUAGGGCCCAUAAGCCCAUACCAACCAAACCCUAGCAACUCAACCGGGUAGUAGGAGAAACGCUGCAGCUGCUCCAUUGCUGAUCUCUGUCGUCUGGGAAUGAACUGCUGCGGCUGCACCACCACCAAAUUCUGCUGUCUGGAAUGUCUCAGAGUGGUUUCCUGCAGUAGAAGCAAUAUGAAACGACAUUCCAGAAAGGCAGAAAUAGCACAUCGGGAUCUCGGUUCUCCAAAAUUGGCACAAGCACUGAUCUGUGAGAAAGCUAAAUGACAGAGCUCACCAGCAAUCUCAAUCUCUUGUAGCCUUUUGGGUCUGGCGACCAAAAUAUAGCAGAUUGGCGAAAAUGACUCCUGAGGUACUGUUCUAAAGCAUCAAAGGAGAGCAUCUUCUCAUAGAGCUAACGCAUCACCUAGAAACAAGACACAAGCCACUGCUACAAGCUUUAUGAAGCUAAUCCAAAGUAGAUCAAAAUCGUCCCUCCCUGGUGAAGCUCAAUCUAUAUGCAAAAACCAUACCUAAAACCUAUCUAAGGCCCCCCAUAGAGGUGGGGAGGAAAAAACUCACUCUUGGAGCAAUGAGGAAGCUGUCCCCUGCUUAGGAUGGCAAGAGGAAGGGGCAAAACUUGGCAGGGAGAGCAGACUAAAAGCUGCAAAAAAUUGAAGCAAAGGCGAAACAGGAUUUCUCUCUCUAGGAAACUAGUACCUGACGUUUUGCCUGUCGCUUGACCUAUGCUUUCUCUAAUGUCUGAGAGUGAUUAGAUUAAAUGGGUUUUUUUGCUACAAAUGUCUCAAUCAUUAAUGUACUUGCCUUUUGAAAUAAAUGAUUCAUUAAUCGUCUUUUAAUAAAAGAAAAGAGAGCAUAUCUGGAAAUGAGACCUUCCAAAGAA